AUGGUGAUGAACAUAUUUCCUGACAAGAUCCUGAAGAUGAAGCGCCGUUGCUGCCCAGUGUUUUCUUUCAGAUCUUUCCUCUUUUUGUUUGGAGGCUGGUUCUACACCGUGACGGUAGCGAACCAAGAUAGCUGUCGGCGAGUCAAGUUCAUGAAAAAAAAGGAUGGAUAUGCAUUGGUGAAUCAUAUUUUAAAAAAUAUUUCAUUACCUGUCGGAAUGCACACGUAUAGUAACUGCAAGAAUAGGUGUAUGAUGGAAGACAGAUGUAAAUCAAUCAACAUGGGACCAGAAGAUAAAGAUAAAGUUUUGUGUCAGAUAAGUGACUCAGACCACGUUCAACACCCAAGUGAUUUGAAACCGACAGACGGCUUUACGUAUAGGGGCAUGGAGAACAAGUGUUGCCUCAGUAUGUGCCAUAACAACGCAACUUGCCUGGUUGGAUUUACGGACAAGGGAUACAAAUGUGUGUAUCAGGCUGGUUACAAGGGGGAACAUUGUGAAAAAGCAUUCAAAGCUGUUUUUACAAAUCUCAAUGCCACCGGAAGACGUGGUCCAACAUCGCUGGGCAGUCACUACACAGGUCAGGAUCAUGACGGACAAGUUACACUGAUCAGUGGUAUUCAACAGUGGACUGUGCCGUACACUGGUGACUACAGAAUAGAGGCAAUAGGAGCGGCAGGAGGGUAUGAUAAACACUCUAGCAGUGCUCAGUACCGAGGAAGAGGAGCAAGAAUGAUUGGAACAUUUCGCUUAAACAAGGGUGAAGUCAUCCAGAUAAUUGUAGGUCAAGAAGGAGGAAUAAACAAGCAGUAUUCUUCUUCCGGCGGUGGUGGAGGUACAUUUGUAGUGAGAGGAACUGACACACCUUUGAUAAUAGGUGGAGGCGGGGGAGGCGCACUAGCUGUUAAGUCAAGACAUGAGGGAUGCGACGCCAGUACAAACACAACAGGGAAUCCUGGAUACAAUUCAUGGUCAGGGGGGAGCAACGGACAUGGUGCAGAGACUGCUGAUAGUGGCAACUCAGGUGGUGGUGGUGGCGGGUUUUACUCCAGUGGAAGAAGUGGAAAGAAUUUCAAUGGCACCAAGGGAAACGGCGGAGAAGGUGGUAAGGGAUUUCUUCAGGGAGGCGAGGGUGGGAGAUCACUGCAUCACAAUGUUGUUGGUGGGUUUGGUGGAGGAGGUGGAGCUCUGGGAAUGGGGGCGGGGGGAGGAGGAGGAGGAGGAGGAGGGUACUCUGGGGGAAGCAGUGGAGAUGGUCAUCGUGAUUCCUGUGGGGGUGGGGGUGGCUCUUACAACGAUGGAAACAACCAGGACAAUGCGUGUUGUUAUGGUACGGCUGGUCAUGGUCAGGUGACUAUCACAUUACUCUGAAAUGAAAAAAUACGUGUAAUCAAAUAUAGUGAUGACGGAAUUAGAACUUAACUCUGUAUGAUUGGCAUUCCAAUUGAUUGAUAGCAGUCACUAAAAGUAUAAUCUAGCCCGAAAUUAAAGGAGGCUCUUAUCUACGACUAAAAGUACAAAA
Molecule: messenger RNA, 1522 nt
Organism: Pocillopora verrucosa
Lineage: Eukaryota; Metazoa; Cnidaria; Anthozoa; Scleractinia; Pocilloporidae
Product: ALK tyrosine kinase receptor-like
Source: RefSeq, a predicted model, not a curated record